AUGGAGGUUUCUGCCUCCGGCUGCUCCAGGUUCCGCAUCGACUCCCUGCUCGCCCUCAGGCCGCCCGGCGCGCUCCUCUCCCGGACAGACCCCCCGGAGCUCAGCCCGGGCAGCAGCAGCGGCUGUUCGGCGCCUCCUUCCCCGCGGAGAGAGCCCGUUCCCCGGCUGGAGUCUCCUCUGCUGGCCGGUCAGCCCCAGCCCCGCUCCGUCAGCUCCUCCUUCCUGAUCCGGGACAUCUUAGCGGACUGUCGGCCUUUCUCUGACCCGGGACAGGCUGAACUAGAAGCCGAGCCGUUUCAGUCCGGACAGGAUGGAGACUACCAGGAUAAAAGUCUGAGCAGCUCCUGUUCUGACAGUGAGUCCAGAGUACGUGGCGGGACCUCGGACCCUGCCGCAGGCCGCCUGAAGAAGCCUCGUAAAGCUCGGACGGCGUUCAGCGACCAGCAGCUGUCACGGCUGGAGAGAAGCUUCCAGAAGCAGAAAUACCUGAGCGUCCAGGACCGGAUGGAGCUGGCUGCUUCACUGCAACUCAGUGACACCCAGGUGAAGACCUGGUACCAGAACAGGAGGACCAAGUGGAAGCGUCAGUCAGCUGUUGGUCUGGAGCUGCUGGCUGAGGCCGGCAGGAUGUUCCUGCCCACACACUACCUGUACCCGCCUGCCCCGCCCACAAUGGACCUAUACCUGUACAGAAGCCACACCCACCAGCACGCAGCCCCACCCCUGCUGCCCCACAUCCUGACCCACACUGAACCACACCCCCGCUGA
This is a messenger RNA of Seriola dumerili (greater amberjack), 768 nucleotides long. It is a transcript of the gene barhl1a, whose product is annotated as barH-like 1 homeobox protein. NCBI's taxonomy places the organism in Eukaryota, Metazoa, Chordata, Actinopteri, Carangiformes, Carangidae. Gene Ontology annotation, molecular function: DNA-binding transcription factor activity, RNA polymerase II-specific; RNA polymerase II cis-regulatory region sequence-specific DNA binding. Bases 1 to 768 code for a protein of 255 amino acids. Gene Ontology annotation, cellular component: nucleus. Gene Ontology annotation, biological process: regulation of transcription by RNA polymerase II; cell differentiation. The record is from RefSeq and is a predicted model, not a curated record. The transcript has 3 exons.